This is a messenger RNA of Pecten maximus, 2003 nucleotides long. Its product is annotated as neurogenic locus notch homolog protein 1-like. Lineage: Eukaryota; Metazoa; Mollusca; Bivalvia; Pectinida; Pectinidae. Gene Ontology annotation, molecular function: chitin binding; calcium ion binding. The record is from RefSeq and is a predicted model, not a curated record. Gene Ontology annotation, cellular component: extracellular region. The coding region runs from base 99 to 1832 and encodes 577 amino acids. The transcript has 8 exons.
AAUCAUAACCAACCUUAAUCUGGCGUCAAGGUUUGGAGAACGAACAGUAAAAUCUACACCAGACCCAAAUAAUUAUCAACAAGGAAACAUCACUGACAAUGAACACCAUCAUCGUUGUACUUGUAGUAGCGAUUUCAGCGGUGCAUGGAUUCGAACCCAAAUGCCGCAAUUCGUUUGACUUGGUUGUGUCUCCCGACUGUCGUUCAUUGUACCAAUGCAUCGGUGGUAUGCCCUUGCUUAUGCCAUCCUGUCCGUCCGGCCAGGUGUUUAACCGGAAGUACAAGGUGUGCGUCCGUGAAAACAGCGAAUACGACGAUUGUAGGAAAACCCUUACUGUUCAGGAUGACAAAGAUGACGUGUGUAGAGACGAUUUGUGUAAGAACGGUGCUACCUGUACAAGUCUCGAGGACGACAAGUCCUUCUUCUUCUGUAACUGUCCGCCAACCCACACCGGACCUACGUGUGAAACAGCAGUCGUCCAGAGUCUGUCCGUGCCACAGUUGUGUGCUGCCAACCCGUCACUAGUGAUCUCCCACCCCACAGAAUGCCAGCUCUACUACAACUGUAGCCACACCUAUCAGACCAUCCCCCGCUAUUUUGAGCAGCACAUGCAAGAGUGCACAUACCCCAAGCUCUUUUCCAACCGCACACUCUCCUGUGAGGCUUUUGAAGAUGUCACGUGUGGGACUCGUGCGGAAUACAAAUCUGCAUGUAAUUACCACUCUAAUAAAUGUCCUGUCGCCCACUGCUACCCGUGUCACCUUGCCCAUCCGAGUUGCGAAGGUCUUCCUGAUGGGAUCCACGCUCACGCGACAAAAGUUGGAUCCCCUGAAUUCAUGAUAUGUCGAUCAGAACGCACGAUCGAAACUGGCAGAUGUCCGAUUGAUAAGGAGACCUCCCAGCAGACAUUUGUCAAGUACGGGAAGUGCAGCCUCCUUGAAAUCUGGUUCAAAAUUUAUAAUAUCGCCGCCAAAUAUCUAACCAUGUACACUUUUGUACUUUGUGGUCUGGUGCUGAUGAUGGGAAGCCAUGUUUGGUCAGAGGAGGUUGCAUGCCGGAGUGACUUCGACUCCUUUGUGGACAAAGAAUGUCAGACCAUGUGGCAGUGCGUUUGGGGUAAAGCAAUCAAAAUGCCAGGAUGUCCCGCAAAAGGUCUCGUCUUUAGUAAACGCUACAAGGUGUGUGUACGGAAAGGCAGCGAGUUCGAUGACUGUGAUACCGAUAUCAGCACAUUUAAACCUGACAAGCCGUGUGAAAACAAACCCUGUAAGAACGGAGCUUCUUGCAUGGGACUCGGUGACGACAAGGGCUUCUUCUGUACCUGUCCGCCAACCCACACCGGACCUACGUGUGAAACAGUUGUGACAACCCUUGACAUAGCCUCCGCGUGUGCUCACAACCCUGACCUCGUGAUCCCCCACCCCACGGAAUGUCAGCUGUACUACAACUGUAGCCACACCUAUCAGACCGUCCCCCGUUUCUUUGAACAAAACAUGCAAGAGUGUUCCUAUCCUCAGCUGUUCUCAGCCGAAACCAAGAAAUGUGAAUCCUUUGAGGACGUACAGUGUACAUACCGCCAGGAACAUAAAUCCGGAUGCGGAUACCGUCAGAACAAGUGUCCCGUGGCCCACUGCAUUCCCUGUGACAUCCGGUUCCCGAGUUGCGAGACGUUGAAUGACGGAAUGUACCCACACGCGACCCGAGCUGGCUCACCUUGGUACAUGGUAUGCAUGAAGGGGCGCACCAUCAGUACCGGACUAUGUCCCGUAGAUCAAACGUCCCGGAAGCAGCUGUACGUUACAAACGGAAGUUGCAGUUCAUACAGCUUGUGAACGGCGGAAGUGACGAAGAGUUUGUGUGCAGGAAGAACAGACUUUUGUAUGAACUCAGCUGGACCUGUACAACAAACUAAAUAAUGUCAAAAGUAUCGUUGUGUAACAAAUAAUGCAUGUUUUCUCUCAAUUUACUAUUUAUUACUUCCCAUUAAAUUGUUUUUAAAUAAA